AUGUUCAGUACAUACACAAACUCGAUUCUAUGGCCGAGUAAUCAUCACAACGAUUACUGCUCUCUCCUCCCCGUGAGAUCUGAAACUCACCGAUUCGCGAAACCGUCGAGAUGUCACUGCGUUACUUCUCGCUCAAGGUGUUGUUGUUGCUGCUGUUACUCAACAACUUCCUCUGUUAAGCCUAAGGUAUCUAUAAACCCUGGAUUCGUGCUUUAUGGGAUUAGACAGUCCACGCUUAUCCAGUGGCCUAGGACUAGGAGGUUGAUGAUUGGUGUAGGAGGGGGUGGGAGUCGUCUUUUAGGUAGUGAAUACGGUGUGCAUUGUUGUGAUUCUGAGGUUUAUUCAAGAAAUCGAAGGUUUAGGGUUAGGGUUUCGGGUGAAUGUGAGAGGAGUUGUGGAGAUGAUGAUGAUGUAGAGGCUAUGAUCUCGUUUUUAAGUGAGGAACUGGUAGAUGAGGAUUGUAACUCAGUUAUUAGAGUUGAAGAGAAGAGGAAAGUGAGAUAUGGUGGUGAGUUCAGUGGUGGAAAUGUGAGAAAGAGGAGGGAGGGAGUAGAGAGACCACCUCAAGGAUUUGGUAGACAUGAUGAGUAUAAGAGAAAUGGGGUUAGGGAGAAUGUGAAGUUAGAGGAGAAGAAUGACUGUGAACAUUGUGGAGGAGGAAGGAAGAAAAAGUCUCAGAUGGAGAGUGAGACUAGGCUUGGUUCUACUAAGUUGGUUACUGGUGGGGGGAGUUAUAGGAGGAAGGAAGAAAGAGAAGUUAGGCCAAGAAGGAGAAAGAGUUCGAGUUGUUCUUCUUAUUAUUCUCUUGCUUCUUCAGGGGAUUUCGAGAGUGAAGGUGAAGAUGAAGAGGAGGAUGUGGAGUUUCGUCACGAAAAUUUGAGGAGUUCAGAGAAGAAGCUUGUUGAACAGUCAACUAAAGGAUCGAAAUCUAGAAAGGAAGUCUCUCAGAUGGACUCAAGGAAGAAACGAGACGAGAGUUCCAAUGGAGUGAGGUAUCACAAGAAGGUCUUUGAGGAAGGGGAAAAUUCAAAUCAGGCAGUGACUACGAACCAGAGAAGAAGAAGGAAACAGAUUAGUAAUAGAGUGUCUGAAUCGACGGGAAAUUAUGAAGAUGAUUUGGAGAUUCAUGAGAUACAUAUCAACGACGCGGAGACGAACUCCCAAAAUCAGAAGAUCUUUGGUGAAAGGAAGGACGAGAGAGUCCACUCUAUUGUUAAUGAUUCUGAAAGAGAAAAUAUUCAGACUUCUCAGCAGCAACUGAAGGAAAGAUUGGAGGCUCGUUAUAGCAGUGAGGAAAGAGUGUCUGAAAUGCGCAGGAGAACAAAAUAUAGCAGUAGCCAGGAGGAAGGUAUUAAUGUGCGCCAAAAUUUCCAGGAGGCGGCAAAGAAUCAGCAACCUCCAGUGGAAGAAAGGAUAUCUACGCAAACUGGUGCGAGGAUUAGUACUGAGCGGUACUCUGAAAGUUCAGAAAUCCAUGACACAAAUAUUCAAAAUACAUAUGUCUCGCAAAGAGAAGAGCAGAUUAGAAACCAAGAAGUACAUGCUGGCUUGGUUAUUGGUUUGCAAUCAGAAGGGAGGCAGCAAGGUUCUCAUAUUGAACAACAUCCCUCGCAAACGCAAAAUAUGCAAUCUGACAGAACUUCUGUCUCGGUAUCUCAUACUAGUGAUGUAGUAAGGUAUACAGAAAUUCAGAGAAAAUCUGAGAAGAGGCUAAUUGGUCAAGAAAAUAUUACAACUGUGCAAUUGGACAGCAAAGCUGGAAAAACCGGUGCUUGGAGAGACUCCAGGCUAGAUCAUGCUAACUCGAAAAAAGAAGGUCAAAAGGCCUUAGGUUUGCAAAGCUCUCAGGGACAGCUGUCUGAAGAGCCUUCAAGUUCACAAUCAUCUUUGACUUUGGUAUCUGGAAAUAGAUUGCAGCUGGUAGAUUUGGUUUCAGAGGAGGUGCGAGGAUCCGAAACAACACUGAUUCCUCCUACUUCUCAGCUAGUAAGCAGAGGCUCAGGACAAAGUUAUGGAAGUGGCGGAGCUUUCAUUCAAGAAAGUUCUCAGGAAACUUCAGAAACUGAUUAUCCCACAGCCUUUGAACAUCCAGGAGCAGGAGCUAUUGUUAAUAGUCAGUCUGCUGGAGAACUGAUGAGAUUUACAACACAGGAAGAUGCUCUGGGUUCUGCCCAACGGUUGGAACAGUCAUCAGAGAAAUUUAUUGGAGAGUUUGUGAAAAAGGCCAAGCAUGAAGUAUCAACUUCAGUGACUGAGGAGCGAAGAGCUGAAAGUAAUCAGUUGAAGAGACGAGACUCAAGGCGUUCAUCUGGUGGUUCAGGAGCAAAGGGACCUUCAGAUGAAAUGUGGGUCACGGAAUCUGCUCAGGGAACUCCUCAACCAGUAACCACAGAAGGCAAUGCAGCAGAGGGAAAUGCUAUCUUCAAAAGAAAUGGUAGGUCCUUGUGGAGCGUUAUCGCCGAUAUUGCUCGUCUUAGGUGGGGCUCACGAGCUGGAAGCCCGACCUCGAGUGCAAAGCCCACUGGAAAGAGUUCACCGAAUGAUUCAGUUAGCAGUGCAACAUGGUUUUCUGGACGUGAGCAUGACGGAAGCAGUGAGGAUAACACAAAAGUGGAAAGAGUUUCGCCACAAGAAGCUGCUCUCCCACAUCAACUGGAAGUUACUCAAACUUCGUCAACGAGCCAAUUUGAAUCUUCUGAUGCAACGGAGCGGAAGCAGCAAUCUGGAAGGCAUGAAGGUGUAGUAGUAUCAUCGCCACCAUCCACAAUUUUAGAAGGUGGCUCUGCAUCCUAUAGCAUGCCUUCCACAUCUAGUAAUCAAAUUGUUGGUGUGGAUGUAGAUGAUGGUAGAGAAUUUGAGUUUCGGCUUUCGGAAACAACUUCGACAGAGGUGCCAAUGAGGCUGCCUAGUCGAAACCUGAUGAGAUCUCCUGCUGUCAAGAAUCCAUCAGAAUCUAGUCCCACCGAAGUACCUACCGAUCAAAACGUGACUGUGGGAGAAGGAAGACGCUACCAGGCUCGUGUUCCUGAAAUCGAUGCCGACCAAAAGCCGUUAAUAUUUCCAGCUCGCAGCCUAAGGUCUCCGGCUGUAAAGAAACCUUCACAGUCCCUCCCCACCAUGGUACCUAGCAGUAUUAGCUUAAGAGAGCAGGUGGAACAACAACAACAACAGCCUCUAAGUGCAAAGUCUCAGGAAGAAACAGGUUCCACAUCGACAGGCUCCCCGUUGACACAAAGGAAACUUCUGAGGAACAAACAGGUUGUGAGGGACAGUUUUGAAGAAUGGGAAGAAGCAUACAGAGUAGAAGCUGAAAGGCGAACAACUGAUGAAAUAUUCAUGAGGGAAGCGUUAGUAGAAGCUAAGAAGGCUGCUGAUAUGUGGGAAGUACCUGUCGGGGCUGUGCUUGUCCAUGACGGGAAGAUUAUCGCUCGGGGUUAUAACCUGGUGGAGGAUCUUCGGGAUUCAACCGCCCAUGCUGAAAUGAUUUGCAUUCGAGAGGGUUCCAAAGCACUUCGUUCAUGGAGGCUUGCGGAUACAACACUUUAUGUAACACUAGAACCAUGCCCAAUGUGUGCGGGAGCAAUACUUCAAGCAAGGGUCAACACUCUCGUCUGGGGAGCUCCCAAUAAGCUUCUAGGAGCAGAUGGCAGUUGGAUCAGGCUUUUCCCUGGAGGCGAAGGAAAUGGAUCAGAAGUUUCAGAAAAGCCACCGCCUCCGGUUCACCCGUUCCAUCCAAAGAUGACCAUCCGCCGCGGAGUUCUGGAAUCAGAAUGUGCACAGACGAUGCAGCAGUUUUUCCAGCUGAGGAGAAAGAAGAAAGACAAGAACACAGAAACACCCGCUCCUACCGAACAUCACCAUCAUCAUCAUCCGGCGAAACUCCUCAAUAAGAUGCAUCAAAUCUUACCCUUCUUCUGUCUGUAG
Messenger RNA from Eruca vesicaria subsp. sativa (arugula), 3924 nucleotides. The record is from the annotation of a GenBank genome assembly. NCBI's taxonomy places the organism in Eukaryota, Viridiplantae, Streptophyta, Magnoliopsida, Brassicales, Brassicaceae.